CCAGCGCCACGAUGCCUCGUGGUGGUUCGAGCGCUGCGGCUCCGCCCAAGUCCGGCACGGCGGUGGCCUCCAAGCCGAGUCGUAGCUCGGCGACGCUGCCGACCCGGCCGAAGAAGCAGGAGAUUGACCCCAGGACUAAGAAGCCCAUUGUCGAUGCCAAGGGAAAUCCCAUCUAUGAGUAGGAGGAUCAGUCCCGAACUCGGUAAUGAUGUGUUUUGUCCGCUACCCUGGCGGUAUGCGCUGGCUGAGACGAACAGGGCGUUUAGUCUUGAAUACUACCUAGGCUAAACGAGUAGUUAAGGAAAAGAAAUAAGAGGUAGUGACUGGAAUUCCUUCGUAGAGACACUGUUAGUUUAGCUUUUAUAAGUGAGUUGGUCAGUGCUGAAAUCAGCCCCUAACUCUCUCUAAGAGUUGAGGGCUUGGUUUGGACCCGCCCAACCAACCGGUAUUAUC
Molecule: messenger RNA, 453 nt
Organism: Thermothelomyces thermophilus ATCC 42464
Lineage: Eukaryota; Fungi; Ascomycota; Sordariomycetes; Sordariales; Chaetomiaceae
Exons: 1
Source: RefSeq, a predicted model, not a curated record